ACUCUCAAACUGUCGUAUGAUACAUGUACAUGUAUUCACAUCACAUAGAUCACGGACGCUCACGUUCCUGCAUAGAUCUACUACAAUCCCACGACAACGUGCACAAUGUAUGCACACAGCUGAUAACGAGUGUGCAAAACGUAAACAACGUUGUACUGUUCGGCGCAGCGAGAUUGACAAGUAACUCAUGCAUAUUCAUGAGCACUCGUCCGUUGACCUUUGACCUCUGACGUCACCGCUGAGCAACUGAUCUAGACGAUAUUUCCUCGGAGUACAGGUUCUCGGUUUUGCGCGCACACUCGGCUGGCCGGGCGUACGCACGGAAUAGAACGUAUAUAUCGGUGCAAAUAAAUUCGUUUAAUAUCGUCUAGAACUAGACUAGUACUAAAGACGUGUCGAGGUCCGUCCGAUCCCCGGGGCAAGACUAAGUACAGUAUUAUCAUCAUGGCGACGGAAGGGUCGGAAGUCUCGAAUGCGUUUGACUUUUCAAAAAUCAAGGAGGCAGUAGAUGCUUUGUAUGAUUUUAGAGAUCAUUUCUUUGAGAGAAAUUCAAUUGAUCGUGCAGUUCACAAAGCAGAAGAGGUCAGGCAAGAGCUACAGAAAACCCUCUCAAUAUUUGAUGGAAUAGAUGACAGCAUUGAUGCAAGUAGUAAGGCACUGGUUCUACUGCAAAAAGGCCGAGCAUGGAACAUCUUACCAAACUUCAGCCAAGAAGCCUUAGAUGCUCUGUCUCGGGCUGUCAAACUAGACCCUCAGAUGGUCGAAGCUUGGAACAACCUUGGUGAAACAUACUGGAAGAAAAAUGAUGUCAAUUCAGCUAAGAAUUGUUUUGAAGGAGCACUGAACUAUCAAAACAACAAGGUUUCUCUGAGAAACUUGUCAAUGGUGUUAAGACAGCUUGGGAGUGAUGAGAUGGAGAAAGCCAAGAAUCUUCAAGAGAGUGUGGAACAUGCUAAGAAGGCUGUUUCUCUUGAUAUGAAUGAUGGUACAUCCUGGUUUAUAGCUGGCAAUGCAUAUCUUUCUAUGUUCUUCAUGACUGGUCAGAAGCCGGGGAUGUUAAAACAAUGUCAUGGAGCAUAUGCACAGGCUGAGCGUGAUGUUAUCGCCAAAUCAAACCCAGAUCUUCAUUUCAACAAAGCGACUAUUUUCAAAUUUCAAGAAGAGUAUGGGAUGUCUUUGGAUGGUUUCAAGAGAGCAAAGGCUUUGGAUCCAGUUUGGGAAGAACCAGAUCAGAAGAGGGCAGAACUUCUAAGCUAUCUUUGUAGGAUUACAGAACUAACAAAAGCAAAGGGAAAGUUAAAAGCCAAACGUUUACAAAAGCUGAUGUCUUCAUUCAAAGAGAAUGACUUGGGUCCAUACAGCGGCGGGUCAUACACCUCACCUAAUGGUCAAACGGUCAAGCUAGAACCAUGUGUGCUGUCCAGAUUACAAGAAGGGAUUAAUUCAGAGAAGGUUGUUGUUGGGAAGGUUGUGUGUAGCAUAGCAACUGAAGAACUCAUUCCAUUUACCUUUGCUAUAGUUGAUUCAGAAGGGUCUUGCUAUUCUGUCAAUGUGUAUAACAUUGCUCAAGGUCAAGGGGUCAUCAUAGGUGAUACUGUAGCAAUACCAGAACCGUACCUCCAUAGAAUAGACUUCACAGUAGAUGAUAAGCACAUUGAGUUUUCUUCCCUUCGAGUGAACACACCUGUAGCAUUGGUUGUGAAUGGUAAGAAACUUGGAAUAGACAAACAAGCACCUGCUAUGCUCUCGGUCAGUGCUAAAAGUGACUGAACCAAACUCCAGUCUUUCUCCUUUCAACAUUAUCAGCUUUGUGUUAUGAAAUGGUACAGUCUGUAGUUUGAGACGUUUCAAGUACUUGUUCUAUCUUUUGUCGUAUUUCACAGUGUACACUGUGAAAAAAGGCCCCUCGUUCAAUCUGUUGAUGCAGAAUAAAGUACCAAAUUGUAAUGUUAUCAUUUGUGUGUGUGUGUGUGUGUGCAUUUGAGCAUUCUUCAUGACCAUAACAAACCCCUGUACACCAAAUUUGAUUUAGUUCAUGAUGGCCUAAGGAUUGGCCAAAGGGCCCCAUUGACCAUGUAGAUUGGCCGGGUCCGUAAGGAUUUGGAACCAGUUCAAUUAUCACUGAUUUCAAUUGGGCUAUAAAGUAGGUAUCCAUACAGCCACUUCUUGGGGCCCCCACAGACCAAUCACCGUCAAUUUUGGGUUUUGGAUAUUUUUCAUCAUGUUCAUGAGAAUCUUACAGCAUACAGUAAUUCUUCUGUGCAUUCCUUCCAUAAUUGAAUUUCUUUAUACCAAAAUUGCAAUUAUAACACAAAGCUUGACUCAAGAUUCAUCACUAAAACAUCAAUAAAUGAUCAAUAGGGAAUUAGUGGGUGAAUACCAAUUACUUGGGCAAAGUAACACAUGCACUUAUACAAUGUUUAUUUUGAUAUGCCACAUAAUCCUUGAUAGAAAGUAUCAUAUUAUUAUCCUUGUUUUGUGUUCCUAUAACAUUGGGAUAAAGAAUGUUGACCUUCUCAUUUACUGUACCUGCGUAUUUGGAAGCAAAUACAAGUGGACACUUGAUUGUGUUUACAAAGAAUACAUGUACCAACAUUCCCAGGUUAGACUAAGUGUUUUAGUGGCAUAUGAGAUUAUAAUAUAGUUCCUAUAAUAUAAGAUUUUGUAGUGAGGUAAGAAAAUAUAGAUAUUAAUGUGAUACUUUAUUAUCUGGUUAUUUGCUUUAUUUUUAAUAUUUGCUAUCAGUAAUUACACCCCCGAUAAACAAAGUUUGAAGGGGGAAUAUAGGAAUCAGCGUAUGGUCGGUCGGUCCGUUGCAAAUCUUGCACAUUGAACUACUUUCUCAGUUUGUGAACUAAUUUUCAUGAAACUUGGAACACAUAUUGGUGUUGGGUGAAAAUGUGUAAGGCACAAUUUUGGCAUGUGUCAGAAAUUGUGUUGCCACGGUAACGGUAUAUUUUUGCAAAAACAAAAUAAAAAUCUUGCAGUUCACACCACUUCCUUAAUUUUUAACCAAUUCUCAUGAAAUUUAGUACACACAUUUGGUACUGAUGUAAAGGUAUAUUAUAGGCCCCAAAUUAGGUAAAAAUCUAUCAAUUCGGACUACUUGAUUAGUUAUCAACCAAUUCUCACAUUUUGCUCACACAUAGGUCUUAGGAUAAAGAUGGGAAGGACAUAUUUUUUUCUCUGUGUUGCAAACUGUUGCCAUGGUAACGGCAUAGGGUGGGAGUAUUAAUCACCUUCAGUGAUAGUUCUAUUUUUUUUAGGUUUGAGAAAUUGGUCGUCAUAAUUACAAUUAUCUUAAGUAAAGAUAUUGCUAGAAAGUUUGUGUGCUGAUGCCAUAUUGUAUUUUUUAUUUGCCUACAAAGGUGAAUAUAAUAUUGUUACCCACAUCCUUCAAGGAGUAUGGACUAUAAUUUUGUAAGACUAUUAUUUUGUUAAGAAUAUAUAUUCUAUACCAUUAUACUGGAAAAAAAUGUUUUUACAUUUUUAUUCUCCGGGAAUAUGAGAUGUUUCAAAGGUAGGUCUUUCUGAGUUGAUCUUUUCAUUUAGCACCAUUUAGUAUUAUGGCAUGCCUUUUUGUAACUAAAUUAUUUUUGUAAAGUUUUCAAUGCUUUUAAAUUUUUUUAUUCUUCAUGAACAUAUUUUCAUCUGUUCUGUUGGACCACCUUUCAUUGUCAUAUUUAAGAUAUUUAAGUGUACAUUAAUUUUAUUUAUGCUAACACCUUAUAAGGGGUAUUAAAAUAUUAACUGAAGGUCACAUCACAUAUUUCACUAAGACAAGAUGGUAAAGUAAUACUGGACAAUUUAUUUAAAAAGGAAUAGUACCUUGUAGAUUUUUAAGUGUUAAAAAUCUUCCUUUUUUUAUUAAUGGAUCAACAUUUGGAUCCUUCUAAGUGAUAUAAAUGCAUAAUGCAGAGUUUGACAUUCUAUAUGUGUGAUUUAUUAAAACUUUUUGUAAAAACUAGAAAAAAUACAUGUAAUUUUAAGAUAAGGAAUAUUGUUGGUCUGUGUCCUACCUGUUUGAAAUAUGCUGUGUAUAGUAUUGCAAGCUGCCUUAUUUUCGUAUUUGUAAAGUGUUAAUAAACAAUGUGUGCAAUUUA
Messenger RNA from Lytechinus pictus (painted urchin), 4103 nucleotides. RefSeq names its product tetratricopeptide repeat protein 5-like. The record is from RefSeq and is a predicted model, not a curated record. NCBI's taxonomy places the organism in Eukaryota, Metazoa, Echinodermata, Echinoidea, Temnopleuroida, Toxopneustidae. Gene Ontology annotation, molecular function: protein binding. The transcript has 10 exons. Bases 445 to 1770 code for a protein of 441 amino acids.